UCUUCAGCAGAAACAACAGAUAAACCAGCAGUGCGCACAGUGCAGGCAACCGACUAUCUCUUUAGAGGUUUUCGCGUGCUGGGCAUUUACAUGCCUAAGCAUCGUAAAUGGCUUUACGCGCUGUACUCGCUCAUACCGAAUGUAUUGGUCACCAUUUGGCUGCCUCUAUCGUUCGUCUUCAGUUACGCUACCAUGUCCACUGAGGAAUUGGUGCCAAGCAGCUUGCUCACUUCCAUUCAAGUGGCCAUAAAUGUGAUUGGUUGUUCGGUGAAAAUAGUGGUCAUGGCUUUUCUGCUGCCCAAAUUGCGCACAGCAAACGUUUUCAUGGAUCGUUUGGAUGCGCGUUGUCGCGUUGAAGCAGAAAUCGCUGAGCUGCGAAAACUUGUGAAACAAGGCAAUCGUUUCGUCGUGCUCUUCGCCAUGUCGUACUGGAGUUAUGCGUCGAGCACAUUCCUCGGCUCGGUGAUCUUCGGACGACCGCCAUAUGCUUUGUACAAUCCACUUAUUGACUGGCGCAAAUCGAAGCUGGAGUUCAUAGCAGCAUCAAUCAUGGAAUUCGCGCUCAUGGAUGUGGCUUGCUUUCAACAGGUGGUGGACGACUCUUAUGCCGUCAUUUACGUCUGCGUACUACGUACGCAUAUGAAUAUUUUAUUGGUGAGACUCAGUAGGCUCGCCACCGAUGACGAAACGAAUUUGGAUGCAAAUUUAGAAGAGUUGAAGCUUUGUAUAAUUGAUCACAAAAAUCUAUUGGGACUCUACGACGUGGUGGCACCCAUAAUUUCCCUUACAAUCUUCAUACAAUUCAUGAUCACUGCUAGCAUACUCAGCGCAACGCUCAUUAACAUCUUUAUAUUCGCCGAGCAGCUUUCCGCGCAGAUCGCAUGCUGUUUCUACAUACUGGCUGUUGUGGUUGAGAUCUUUCCGCUUUGCUACUAUGCGCAGUGCCUCAUGGACGACAGUGAACGCUUGUCGCAGCAGAUAUUUCACUCCAAUUGGGUGGCGCAGGAUGUGCGCUUUCGCAAAAUGCUUGUUUUCUUUAUGCAGCGCACACAGCGUGUGAUGGAACUAAAUGCGGGCAAAAUUUUUCCCAUAACACUGGGCAGCUUUCUCAAUAUCGCCAAGUUCUCAUUCUCAUUGUACACGCUGAUCAAGAAAAUGGGCAUUAGAGAGCGCUUGGGACUGGAGUAGUGUUAUAGCAGCAAAGCAUUAGCUUUUUAAUAUUUAAAGACAGCAUUUAACCCACUGUUGUUUAACUAAUUGUAUUAAAAUAUCUCGAGGUUACGUCGUUUUACACUUUUCAGGGACCAAAUCAGGACCAGAAUGCGGACCUGAUCUAAUAGAGAUUUUUUAAUUUGAAAAUCACCCGCUUUUAAGUAACUAUAUUUGGCCAUAAUUUUUACAAAGAUAAUUUCGAGUAUUUGCAAAAAUAAA
Molecule: messenger RNA, 1431 nt
Organism: Zeugodacus cucurbitae (melon fly)
Lineage: Eukaryota; Metazoa; Arthropoda; Insecta; Diptera; Tephritidae
Product: odorant receptor 7a-like
Exons: 3
Coding region: 91-1188 (365 amino acids)
Biological process (GO): sensory perception of smell; detection of chemical stimulus involved in sensory perception of smell
Cellular component (GO): plasma membrane
Molecular function (GO): odorant binding; olfactory receptor activity
Source: RefSeq, a predicted model, not a curated record